This is a messenger RNA of Hippocampus comes (tiger tail seahorse), 4466 nucleotides long. RefSeq names its product zinc finger SWIM domain-containing protein 6-like. NCBI's taxonomy places the organism in Eukaryota, Metazoa, Chordata, Actinopteri, Syngnathiformes, Syngnathidae. The record is from RefSeq and is a predicted model, not a curated record. Gene Ontology annotation, cellular component: Cul2-RING ubiquitin ligase complex. Bases 895 to 4137 code for a protein of 1080 amino acids. The transcript has 13 exons.
CUCUCACUGGGAAAAAGUACCAUUUCUAGUACUCUGUAGUACCUACUACUCAUAGCGGCAAAAGCAGGUAACAUUUCAGGCACUUUAGCAAGUAUUUGAUAACGAGGAAAAUGUGUGUCUAGUGUAAGAGGAAAUGAAGAGCUUCUGUUUUAGUGUCUGUCCAAACAAUGCUGGGAUGACUCAACUCUACUUCCGGCCUGCCUUCCAACCAGCUCGUUGCUGUGGUUUGGCGCCACCGUGUGGCAGAAGCACGAGAACCUGGUCAACAACUUUCUCAUUUAUUAAGACAAUUUGAUUGUCAAACCCAAGUUGUAGCCCAACUUGACACGACACGGUUUUUUUUUCUGUCACACUGCCGACUCCUCUGGUUCAUGCGGAGUGACUGAAUCUGGACGUGUGGAUUUUAAACGGUCCGACUUUCCAGCGGAUACAUAAACGUCACACGGGGCGGUGUUGAGUUCAUGGCCCUCCUCUUUCCCGGUCCCUCCACCUCACCACGAGGCUCCAGUGUUGACAGGCAGGCCGCCUCCAUGCACGCAUCGCUGGGGCUGGCUAAACUAAGCUCACCCCCACCUUCCGACGCCCACCGGUAGAGGUGGCAAUUAGAUCCUCAUCCGUCCCGGCUUGGAAGCGUCUCACAUCGGCGGCUCGCGAAAUCUGUUUGGGAAUUGUGCGCGGAGUCCUCAGUUAGCACGGAGCUAACCGGACCGGAGUGACCCGCCUUCCCUUCGUUUGUCAACAAGGGGUUUGGCAAACCCGCGGAAGCCAACCCCCCCCCCCACACGGGUUCCUUAAAAGGAUGAUUUGGCGAACAACCGAACUGUGGCUGACAUUUUCGCUUCCCAGUCGCGUGGCGCUGCGUUGACUUUUCGUCGACGUUCGAGCCGAGCUAUCAUGGCGGAGCGCGCGGCCAAGCGGCUCUGCUGCAGGCCGGGCUACGGCUCGACGUGUCGGCCAGACCAGCAAGCCGGGGUCGGGGCUUCGUCGGCGGGCAUCAUGCAGAGCCCGGAGUCGCUGCUGGACGUAGCGGCGAGGCGGGUGGCAGAAAAGUGGCCUUUCCAGCGGGUGGAGGAGCGUUUCGAGCGGAUUCCGGAGCCCGUACAACGCCGGAUAGUGUACUGGUCCUUCCCGAGGAGCGAGCGAGAGAUCUGCAUGUAUUCGUCGUUCGGAAGCGGGGCGGGGGAUCUCGGCGGACCGGAGAGCGGCGACGAACCUCGGCUGCCCUUCCGCCGCGGCGUCGCCUUCCUGGAUGGCGGCUGCGUGGACCACGUCUUGCAAGUGGGCUUCCACCUGAGCGGCACGGUGCGCGAGCCGGCCACGCCCUCGGAGCCGGAGCUGCUGCGCAAGGUGAGCGUGAGCUUCGACCGCUGCAAGAUCACGGCGGUGACGUGCGGCUGCGGCAACAAGGACAUCAGCUACUGCGCCCACGUGGUGGCGCUGGCGCUGUACCGCCUGCGCAGCCCCGAACGGGUGGAGCUGCGGCUGCCCAUCUCGGAGACGCUGCUCCAGAUGAACCGCGACCAGCUGCAGAAGCUGGUGCAGUACUUGAUUACGGUGCACCACACCGAGGUGCUGCCCACCGCGCAGAAGUUGGCCGACGACAUCCUGUCGCAGAACUCUGAGAUCAACCAGGUGCACGGUGCCCCCGACCCGACGGCCGGGGCCAGCGUGGAUGACGACAACUGCUGGCAUCUGGACGAGGCACAAGUCCAGGAGCAGGUCAAGCACCUCCUGUCCCAGGGCGGCCACCACGGCCCCGGCAAGCAGCUCAACCUCCUUUUCAGCAAGAUGCGAGAGAUGCUGAAGAUGCGCGACUCCAACGGCGCCCGCAUGCUGACGCUGAUCACCGAGCAGUUCAUGGGGGACCCCCGGCUGGCGCUGUGGCGUCAACAAAGGCCCACCAUGACGAGCACCAUGACCGACAAGUACAGGCAGCUCUGGAAUGAACUCGGGGCGCUGUGGAUGUGCGUCGUCCUCAACCCUCACUGUAAGGCCGAGCAGAAGUCGAGGUGGCUGAAGCAGCUCCGCCGCUGGAACGGCGUGGACGUGUGCCCCCUGGAGGACGGAAACCAGGGCGGCGGCCAGCUCGGCAACCUCAGCCGCGACUCGCCUCGGCGCACAGUGUUCACGCGGGCCAUGGAGGCCUGCGACCUCCACUGGCAGGACCCCCACUUGCAGCACAUCCUCACCGAGGACCACGACGCCGAGCGCUGUUGCCUCGACCACCCGGACCUCUUUGACGGCCGGGGGCGGCCCCUGUGGCGCGAGCACGUCCCCACGGCGUGCGCCCGCGUGGACGCCCUUCGUGCUCACGGGUACCCCAAGGAGGCGCUGCGGCUGGCCGUGGCCGUCGUCAACACACUGCGAAAGGAGCAGCACAAGGAGCUCCAGCAAUUCCGCAGUCUCAAGAAAGAGGAGCUCCACAAGGGCAUGACGUCCAUCACCAACCUCGAGGGCUGGGUGGGCCACCCCCUGGACCCCGUGGGCACCCUCUUCAGCACCCUCACCGAGACGGAGACGGACGCGGUCCCGGACGAGGGCGAGACGCCGGCGGCGCUGGCGGUGGAGGUGGCGCUGCUCGGCCUGGGGCAGCAGCGGGCCAUGCCCGACGGGCUCUACGCGCAGGAGAAGGUGUUUCGCAACGAGGAGCAGCUGCUGGCCAAACUGCAGCAGCUGGAGCUGGACGACGCGCUGCUGAACGUCUUCCGCAAGCAAGCCGCCAUCUUGCUGGAGGCCGGUCCUUACAGCGGUCUGGGCGAGUUGCUGUACCGAGAGAGCGUCCCCAUGCACGCCUUCGCCAAGUAUCUCUUCAGCUCGCUGCUACCUCAUGAUGCCGAGCUGGCCUACAAGAUUGCACUGAGGGCCAUCAGGCUGCCGGUCCUGGAGUCGAGCGUGGCGUCCGGCGACCUGUCCCGCUCGCAUCACAUGGCGUCUGUCGCGGCCAAUCGCUACCCUCGCUGGUUCACGCUCAGCCACAUUGAAUCUCAGCAGUGCGAACUGGCGUCCGCCAUGCUCACCGCUGCCAAAGGUGACGCGUACAAGCUGCAAACGGUAUUGGAGUCCAUCCAGAAGAAUAUUCACUCCUCGUCACACAUCUUCAAACUGGCCCAGGACGUCUUCAAGAUCGCCACCACGAUGGGCGACCUGCCCGACCUGACGCUGCUCAAGGUGUCUCUGGAGCUGGGCCUCCAGGUGAUGAGGAUGACCUUGUCCACCGUCGACCGGCAGAGACGAAAGAUGGUGUGCUGGCUCGUCACGUGCGCCACUGAAGUCGGUGUGCUUGCGCUGGACAGCAUCAUGCAAAGCUGGUUCACCCUCUUCACGCCCACAGAGGCCACCAGCGUGGUAGCGAGCAGCGUCCUGUCCAACGGCGCCGUCGCGCGCCUCCACGUGGACUCUCGGCAGCAGGAGAACUUGGCCAACUCGGCGCGCGCCCUGGCCCUGCAGUGCGCGGCCAAGGACCCGCAGAACUGCGCCCUGUCGGCCCUGACGCUGUGCGAGAAGGACCGCGCCGCCUUCGAGAUGGCCUACCAGAUCGUGCUGGACGCCGCCUCCGCGGACAUGAGCUACAUGAAGCUGUUCACCAUUGCACACUACAUGGAGGAACGGGGCUACCCCAUGAAAGCGUACAAGUUGGCCACGUUGGCCAUGACGCACCUGAACCUCAGCUACAACCAGGACUUGCACCCGGCCAUCGGCGACGUCCUGUGGGCGUGCGCCCUGAGCCACUCGCUGGGUAAAAACGAGUUGGCGGCCGUCAUCCCGGUGGUGGUGAAGAGCGUCAAGUGCGCCACGGUGCUGUCGGACAUCCUGCGGCGGUGCGCGCUGACCACGCCCACCAUGCUGGCGCCGCACGGUCGCAGGAACGCGGCCAAGCUGAUGUCGCUGGACAAGGCGCCGCUGCGGAUUCUGCUGGACGCCGCCAUCGCCGCCUACAUCGACACCGCGCAUUCGCGCCUGACGCACAUCAGCCCGCGACACUACGGCGAGUUCAUCGACUUCCUCAGUAAGGCGCGCGAGACCUUCCUCAUGGCGCAUCACAGCCACGUGCAGUUCACGCAGUUCAUCGAGAACCUCAAACAAAUCUACAAGGGCAAAAAGAAACUGAUGCUGCUGGUGCGAGAGCACUUUGGCUGACAGAUGAAGAGCAAAAGGAAUUGGAGGGGCGGGGGGGUGACCAAAACGCCACUUUUACUUGAGUUUUAUCCGACAACUUGAAGUGAACCUAAAGUCUUAUCGAGUGUUUGAAACAUUUCACGUGAACGGGCCAAGAUGCAAAUGACCAAAGAUGGCAGUGAACCCCUUUUGAUUGCGACCCACCCUUGCAAAAGAGGAAUGGUGACUGUGUAUCUCGAGACCAUCGCUUAAGAACCUGUGCCAUCAGGCGGGCACCCAACAAUGAGGUGCGGUCAAUCUGGGUUCACUGUUACUGGCUGUGCCUGUGAAAAUUUGUGUGUUGCUUUUUU